AGGCAGUGUCGCUUCCGCGAAAAAGUAGACACGCGAUGGAAAGCGUAAAUAUUUACAUCUCUUGAGUGUUCGUUUCGGCGCAUUUUUUUUUAAUUUGUAUAAUCAUGAUAGACGGGAACAUCUCGAUGGAGGAGGACACGGAAUUGCGGGACCUGGUGGUGCAGACCCUGGAGAGCAACGGCGUCCUCGCUAAGAUACGGGCGGAACUCAGGGCGAGCGUGUUUCUGGCACUCGAGGAACAGGAUUCGGUUAUGAAUCCCGAGCCACUUCUCAACAAAACUGUAAAGCAGUACCUGUCUAAUUCAGAAGGAAAAUUAUUGUUUUCCUUAGUUAGGGAGUUCCUAGAAUACUUUGGUCUCGACUACACAAUAUCUGUAUAUGAUCCAGAAACAUACUUUGGAAAGGAAUAUAACUAUGUAGGGAGAAAUAAAUUGUGCGAAGAAUUGGGUAUUGAUUCAACCGAGCCAUUGCUGGGAGAAAUUCUCAAGAAUAGCAUCAACGGUGCCUUUAAUAGUUCACAGAAGAACAAAACUAGCAACAGACACGAUGAGACGGAUGAAGCCACGACAAAUUUUGCAAAUGCGACAUUCGAAGUGUCUGUACCCAAAAUAAUCCACACAGAGUCCGUGUCGUCGUCAAACGAUAAUGAUUCCUCUGAAAAAUUAGAGAGCAUUUCCGAGCAGAGUCCGAAAGUUCCAAUAAACGUGACAAUAACGGACAAGAAAUGCAAAGAUCCGCCGCGUGGCGCCGACGAUGUUGUAACAGAUACGUCGGCGUACGAUAAGCAUCAAUCUUCUCUCAGGGAGAGUACAAUGGACACUGAUGGAAUUGAAGGUAACAGGAACAAUAAUGUAACUUUUGAUAAGAGCACCGCAACGCCACACGGCACAUGCACGGCGACGAACGAUGUGGCAGCACAGGAGACUGAUGAUAGUACCGUUACGUCUAAUCAAAUGAGUCCGUUAAACAAAUCCGAAUCCUUAAUUAAGUUCGACGACUCUAUAGUGAUCGACACGCAAGCAAAUCAAAAUGAGGAUAUAUCUAAGCAAAACAGUAUAAAUAGCUUGGAUCUAAGUAUAGAGAAUAAUGUACAAAGUAAAAAGCCGGUUAACGCGGGAAGCAACUUCGGGAAAACGAUAUAUUUUGACGAGAUUAUCGUCGGCGGGGAGCGGAAGAACGUUAGUACAAUGAAUAAAGCCGAGCCUUUUCUAGAAGGUUUGCCGACCAUAAAUCAGAAAGCUACGUCUAUAUUUAGCGAUUUGCCGCCAUUAAACGGCAAAAAGGCCAACAUUAACGAUCUGAAGGAAUUAAUGGAUAUUGGGCUUGCUGCAGAUGGUAUAGAUAACUAUGAAGAAGACUUUGUGUCGUCCGCAUCAGGUAGCGCAAACGAGCAAAGUCCCACUAAGGAGCCCGACAAGAUGGACAGUCCUCUCAACGUACGAACGAAGAAAGAGGAAAAGCCUCAAAGUGCCCGUACCGAAGAUUUAAGCGAAGAAAUCGAAGAAAUGGACGAAAUCUUGAGUAGUACCUCUUGCCUCGAAGAUAUAAAUACGGAUAAGAAUAUAUCAAACUUUGCGACGGGUAUUACCGCGGAUUAUACAUAGGGAAUGUAAUUUUCAAUCGUAUCGCUACACAGAGAUCCUUUGUAAGAAUUCUAGCGAGUUGUUCCUCUUGUAUGUAAUCUUGAUAAGAUCGAUAUCCUAUAACUCUAGAGCGAACGCAGCGGAUAUCUACUGUAAGCCGACUACUGUAAGAAUUCAGCAACUCGCGCAGAGUUGAAUUCAUAGUUUCUGAUAAAAGGCACUGCCAAGCUGUGGCUCAAUACUUAUAUAUAAGUUGCGCUGCAAAGAAAAAAUAAACGUAGAAGGAAAAUGUCUGAAUGCAUAUUACCCACAGACGAUACCAUAUUUUUGUACGAUUUGUAAGGAUAAGCGGCACUCUCUGACACCCUCAUAGUCUGCAAUAAUUAUGCGUAUUGUGUGUGAACAAUCGUCAUCUUUUUCAUAGACUUUUUAUUAUCCGAGACCGUGCACACGUCAAAAAAGCAAUACGAUUGAUAUACUGUUAUUAAUACGAAGUAUAUUUCUUAUUAUUUAUAUUUACAAAAAGAGUAUCUUCUGUCGUUCAUUGAAAAACUAACGAAAAUGAAAUGUCAAGGAAUAUAUGUAGAAUUAUGUGAAAUAGCAGUUACACGAUUAUAAAAUUCGUAAUAAUUUCAAAGCUUUUACACCUAUAUUUUGAUAACGUACAUUGUAAAUAUUACGAAGUAAAACCAUUUCAUUUAACUUCAGACAGGCUACCUUCUACGUUAUGUAAAAAAUAUACUAGUAUUAUAUUACUCUUACAAGCAUAUUACGCAAAUGUUAUGAUAAUUUAAAUAUUAGAGAAGAGUCAAAAAAAGGAAGAGCACACGACUUACUACGUUAAUAACUUAGUUAUAUUUUUUCUCUCUUCUUUUUUUUACAGACUCUUUCUAUUAGCAUUUUGUCGUGUUUACCGAAGUAUCUCUGCCCUUAAUUUUAUGACUGAACAUUGUCCAUUACCUCAUUUUACAUAAAGUUACUGACAUGAUAUUGUAACAAUAUCAGGAAAUCGUCCGUCUAGAAAUGGAUUGCCUAAAAAAUCCAUCAAAUUAUUUUUUCGAAUGUAAUGGUGCUAAGUGUUUGAAGCUAAAGUUAUUUAUGAGAGUUAACGUUAUCUAAGAAAAAAAAGAAGAAAAAUUAGGUGCUUAUAUAUUUUCUCGCAUCCAUGAUUCGCAGGAACGUAGUGAAAGCUAGACUAGAAUAUUAAUUUUUGGGUAAUACAGCUCGAUUGAAAAACAAAAUAACGAGAAGAAAAGAAAGACGUUUAACGCGGAUAUUUUGUGCCCCCAUAUAAGAUGCAAUAACUAAGUACAACUCAAGAUGGAUCAACUAGAUGCUUGACAAAUCAAAAUCCUUUUGUAAAAAAUAUGUAUAGCCAGCCAAGCUUUACGAAAAGAAUUUUUCAUUAACGACUAGACUACGUUAUAAUAUUAAAAUUUAUGUCUGGUUCGAACGAAGAAAUUCCGUCACUAAUACAACUUUUAGUUCAGCAAUGAAUAAUAGUACGUCAUCAUCACAUAACUUAUCAGAUGAUGAGUCUAGGAAAUACUGUGCUCAAAUACUUGCAACAUUUUUUACUCUACACUUGUAUGAUACUAUAUUUAAUUAUUAUUGUCCUAUUACUUAUAAAUUAUGAAUUUACAUCCAGUACGUUAUGAGAUAAAUAUUUAUUUUGAUAGCAACUACGUGCGAAAUGCGAGAGGAAGGGACAAAUUAUAUGGAAUUACGUAGUACGGCAAACACUAGCCGAUUAGCAGAUGCUGAUAGACUUCAAUCUCGUACGAAUCUCAUUGCAAUAGGAAAUAUCGCUUUCCGCAGGAAGAGUACAAAUGCUAAAAUAAAUGAUGGUAUAAAAGUUUCUAUCAUUAAAUUAAAUUAGAUAUUUAUCAAAUUUAUUAAUCUUUUUUACGAUUUAUUGUAUGAAUAUCUUUAGCAAUAGCACAUAUACAUUCUUUACAAAAUUAAAUUCUUGUACUACGCGUACGCUUAACGUACAGCAUGUAAUAUAGGUAUUUCACACGUACGUGGCAUACCGUGAGACAAAGAAAGAUAAAAGUAAUAGUACGUUAUACGAAUCGUAAAAAGCGCUCUGCAUAGCACACGACAGAGUCCCUUCGUCUCAGCACUGCGUUCGUUCGCGGUAACGGAAUCGCUUAGUUCGAACUGCCGUUUGUCCCAAUGUGUAUUUCAAAAAAACGAAGAAAAAUAAGAGGAAAAAUGCAGGUGUGUUCCUGACCAAUCAGCGUGGUUACAUUCUAUUAUCGAUACGGCAAUCUUGACGACGGGAUUCAGGACUGCAUUUGAACAUUCCUACGCUCUCUGUAGAAUUUAGACGAGAGAUAGAUACAUUCCAACGUUACACUAAGAUAGUAUUUUACGUCGUUACCAUUAGCACGCAUGUUUACAGAAUAAGUGUAUCUCUCAUUGUAGACUGUAAGGGCAUAAUUUAAGGAGGGCAUCUUUUUUCGUAUCUGCUGCAAGAACAUACGGCUAUAAAGUUUCACUUGAUCUUUCGGAUGAGUGACAGAAAGUUUGCCCCCGGUGGGAUUUAUCGCGCGAUAUAAUUCUAAUUAGGCGACUUUCAUUUAAUCAUAAGACAAUUUUGUAACUAUACCUUGCUUACGUGUCUCUUGGUUUUUCUUCUUCGCAUGUUUGUAACGUAGAUAUAUCUAGAGAACGCAUAUGUAAAACCCAUGGAUCGUUCUUUAAAGGACGCUGUAAUGACGAGAUGUGUAAACUAUUUGUCUCGUAAUGCUUUUGAAUGUAUUUACUCGUACGCAGGGAUGAACAAUAUCUUCUUUUUGAUAUGAUUGUUGUUUAACGCAGCUUAUGUUGUGAGAGGAACAUAUCCGACGCAGAUUGUACGUUAAAUCAAGUAAUAAUUUUAUUAUGAAAAAAUGUAUGUAUGUACAUAUAUAUGACACACACACAGUGGUGUUUAAAUGCACAAAUUUCAUGGAGAGGCAAGCUUGAUAUUUUCAGGAUAGAUAGCCCAUAGUCAUAGUUGAUCAUACGUCCGAGUUUUCAAAUUUCACGAACGAGGUAUUGAUAACAACCUGCUUUACGGUACUCCUUUACACGGUCGCAGAUAAUUAUUUUGUAACCACGUUGAAACAUUGGUAGCUAUACCGUGCCUUUUAGUGUGUAUGAAGUAAUUAUAAAGAAUGCAAAUAAUAAUAAUAAAAAAAAAAAAAAAAAAAGUACUGUGGAAUUGUGGGUUUUACGAAACACCUAUGUUACUUAUUUAUGAUUUUCAAGUAUGAUGUAAUAAUAUGUAUAUUCACAUGUAUAUGUUAUUUAUUUUAUAAAGAUUUUUCUCUUUUGCAGUCGUCCGCCUUCCUUCUCUUUUCCACCGCUCUAAACCCUACAAAAUCUCGAUAAAAACACACAGUACACAGUACGCUACCCCGGUCCCCCUUAAUAAAUUUGCAGUAUAAAUAAAGAUAUUUGUCGCUACAUAAAAAAAUAUGUAUACAAGUCAGCGUCCAACCCAUUUUCACGCCACGUUAUAUCCUGUACUUAAAAU
This is a messenger RNA of Temnothorax curvispinosus, 5109 nucleotides long. RefSeq names its product FGFR1 oncogene partner-like. The transcript has 6 exons. The coding region runs from base 105 to 1604 and encodes 499 amino acids. NCBI's taxonomy places the organism in Eukaryota, Metazoa, Arthropoda, Insecta, Hymenoptera, Formicidae. Gene Ontology annotation, cellular component: centrosome. The record is from RefSeq and is a predicted model, not a curated record. Gene Ontology annotation, biological process: microtubule anchoring.